GUGAGCAACCGCAAAUAUGGCGUCUCAAACCCCCGCCGUUGUCAUGGACAACGGUACGGGAUAUUCGAAGCUCGGAUUCGCCGGCAACGACUCCCCCUCCUUCGUUUUCCCCACUGCCAUAGCCACCAAAGGCCCAACAGGCGGUAGCGGCGGCUCAGGCUCUGGACGGCCAGCAGUCGCGAACAAGCCCACGUAUUUGACGGGCGGUGCAGGGCCUGGUGGACAUCUCUCUGGGAAGCGAGGCACGGAAGACUUGGACUACUUCAUCGGUGACGAGGCCCUCUCCGCAGCCGCAGGUGCGGGAUACGGCAUCAACUACCCAAUUCGACAUGGCCAGAUAGACAACUGGGACCUUAUGGAACGUUUUUGGUCCAACUCGAUCUUCAAGUACUUGAGGGUGGAGCCGGAGGACCACCACUUCCUCCUCACCGAGCCUCCACUGAACCCUCCGGAAAACCGUGAAGCUACCGCCGAGAUCAUGUUCGAGUCCUUCAACGUUGCCGGUCUGUACAUCGCCGUACAAGCUGUUCUUGCCCUGGCUGCCUCAUGGACAAGCUCCAAGGUCCAGGACCGAUCGCUCACCGGUACCGUCAUCGACUCCGGAGCAGGUGUCACACACGUUAUUCCCGUCGCCGAGGGCUACGUCAUUGGCUCGUCGAUCAAGAGCGUGCCCAUUGCAGGUCGCGACAUCACCAACUUUGUACAAUCCCUCCUGCGAGAGCGCGGCGAGCCCGACUCGUCUCUUCAGACUGCAGAGCGCAUCAAAGAAGAGUUCUGUUAUGUGUGCCCCGAUAUUGUCAAGGAGUUUGCACGCUUCGACCGCGAGCCCGAGGAUCGAUUCAAGAAGUACACGGUCAACCACCCGAACGGCAAGUCGGCAACGGUCGACGUCGGAUAUGAGCGAUUUUUGGCACCUGAGAUCUUUUUCAACCCCGAGAUUUAUUCUUCGGAUUUCCUGACCCCGCUUCCCACCAUCGUCGACACCGUUAUCCAGACGUCCCCCAUCGACGUGCGUAGAGGACUGUACAAGAACAUUGUGCUCUCGGGAGGUUCUACGCUAUACAAGGACUUUGGACGACGCUUGCAGCGCGACAUCCGACACCUGGUGGAUGCGAGGAUCAAGGCGUCAGAAGCUAAGAGCGGAGGCGCGAAGAGUGGUGGUUUGGACGUUCAGGUCAUCUCGCACAAGAGGCAAAGACACGGCCCGUGGUUUGGAGGCAGUUUGCUCGGCCAGACGCCCGAGUUCAAAAGUUACUGCCACACGAAAGCAGAGUACGAUGAGAUUGGCCCCAGCAUUGUCCGGAGGUUCGCACUGCUGGGAGGGCCGGGCAGCACGUAAGCACAAUUUGGUGAGGCGUGUGAGCGAUAAGUGGAGAUGUUGGGAGACUGCUGUUGAGCGUGAAUGUGGUCAUUACACACAAUCUAUCCAGAUGAUGAUGCAUUCACAACACGAAUUCUCUGCAUGCCAUGAGUCGACACUUGAUCAUAUACUUCAUAUACCUUACCACAUAUACAUGCCCCCCUAAUCACACAUAGCCAAUCCCAACCCAAAACAAAGAUCAAG
Messenger RNA from Dothidotthia symphoricarpi CBS 119687, 1564 nucleotides. Its product is annotated as Actin/actin-like protein. The transcript has 5 exons. Gene Ontology annotation, cellular component: Arp2/3 protein complex; actin cortical patch. NCBI's taxonomy places the organism in Eukaryota, Fungi, Ascomycota, Dothideomycetes, Pleosporales, Dothidotthiaceae. Gene Ontology annotation, molecular function: actin filament binding. The record is from RefSeq and is a predicted model, not a curated record. Bases 17 to 1339 code for a protein of 440 amino acids. Gene Ontology annotation, biological process: Arp2/3 complex-mediated actin nucleation.